Molecule: messenger RNA, 1050 nt
Organism: Penicillium digitatum Pd1
Lineage: Eukaryota; Fungi; Ascomycota; Eurotiomycetes; Eurotiales; Aspergillaceae
Product: OTU domain-containing protein
Biological process (GO): protein deubiquitination
Molecular function (GO): cysteine-type deubiquitinase activity
Source: RefSeq, a predicted model, not a curated record
AUGGCUUCCAAUAAAGACUACUUCAUGCAAUUUGUUGUUGCUGCAGGUGGGGAGCGCCGCCGGCCUAAACGAGCAGCUGCAUCUGCGUAUGCCACUCGCUCUGCCGAUGUCUCUGCUCCCUCCCAGGAUGAAAUGGAACGGCGGUUCCAGGAAAUGAUUGAUACCACUCGCAAGAAUGGAGAAUGGGGAAGCUCCGAGCACCUCCAGGCAUUCUGUCAGGCCUUCAAGGUCGACUUGAAUGUUUAUACUAUGGAUGGUGUUUCAGUGUUCCAGGAUGUCAACGCCUACCUAAACCAACCUCGGGAUAUUUUGCAUGUAGCCUUCCAUGACUUCAAACACUACUCUUCGGUGCGGAGGAUGGAGGGACAGCAUGAAGGGCUUCUUACCAAAUUGAAGCCUUUCCAACCUAUCGAGGAGAAGAUGAAGACCGAUGGCACUUCAGAUUCCAAGUCCGCCAUCAAUCUUGAGCAAUUCACUUCACCGGAAAAAAAAGCUGAUAGUGGUUAUGCAACUACCAAUGCUGGCCUUGCCGUUGACCUUUACCCCCCUUGGGAUAUUAAAUCCAUCCAAGAGGGAUUAGGUGGCCGAUAUGACCGGGAGACUAUUGUGGACAUGCUCCAGAGAUGUCGUGGCGACAUUGACCGCGCCUUUGCCGCGCUUUUAGAUGAGAAUACCGACGUCCCAUUUGAUAAGAAAGCUGCUCCUGGAAUUUCAAUCAAAUCAAGCUUGCAGGCCUCGCGGUCUUCUUCUCCAUUCAGCACGGGUAGCAAGCGAUCCGCGGAGGAUAGCGACGAUUCGGAAGAUCCUCGUCCCGCAAGACGCACCCGACCUAAAAAACGCCUCGUCUCCAACCUCACCUUGGGCGUUGGUAUCUCAUUCAGGGAUGAGCACGACGAAGUUGUCUCCUUGAAUCUUCGAAUGAACUCUGACACAAAAGAUGGUCAGGCCCCAGACCUCCCUCUCCCGGGUAACACUACCCCGGAACAAUCGGACCUGGACGGUCAAAAAUGUCGUCGCAGCAGACGACUUUCCCGCCCGCGCCCAAUCUGA